GCAAGCAUGUAUACCAACAAUUCUACCACUACCAAUGUCCCACAGAAAACGAAGAAAAAAAAAGAGGAAAAACUGUGUAUACAACGACGAUUUCAAAAUUGUUAAAUAUUGCAACAAUCGUCAUCGUCGCAAGUUAGUAUAAUUUCUAUACUCUAUGGUGUUGUUUUUUUUUUCAUUUUGUGUUCUGAAAUUUUCCUAAAAAGUCGUAUUUUUCGCGGAGCUUUUGUAAUUCGCGGUUAAAAUAUUAGGCACAAUGGUCUAGAGCGAGUCGAGUGCACGAUAACAUUAUUUUUGGAGCACCUGAACUCUGCGAGAAAUAACUAACACUCAACUCGAGAAAAAACACACAGGGCAAGCAUACACGAAGGGUUCUGGCGUGCUAAGAAGAGGGCCAGCAGCAGCAAGCAAGCAAGCUUGGCACAAUAUACAAAUCCAUAAUAUUUUCUCGGUGUUUGUUAGCCGUUUAUUCGCAUCACAAAGAGGUGCAACCCUCCGAACGUGAAUCGUAAUUUCCACCAAUCAGCGUUCAGUUUACUUCAAGACGUGACUCCCAUCUUCCUAUUCAUCUCGACAGCUUGUUUUGUUUAACCUUCUCUAUUAUAUAAACACGCACACACAUACAUCUAGAUAGGCUGUUGUUGGUCGUACUAUUUCACACACAAGCGUAAGAGCCCGAUGCUGUUUGGGAAGAGUCGAACGGGGGAGGGGAGAAGGGGGUCGUUCGCGGGGCGAACAACUGCUAGGUCGCGGGCACGCCAGUAUAUUUGUGAGUGUUUGCAGCGUAUACUAUUUAUAGGUUCGUCGUGUGAGAAAAAGUCAACCGAGUGGGGGUUGAAAUUGGGCGUAGUCUCGCGAUGGCAUAUUUAGAUUUUUAGGGUAAUAAAUCUUAACUUGUCAAAAUGCUUUCGAAGCGAGUUUCGAAACAAACUCGCGCGCAAAUGUGAUUUUUUUCAUCCUUUUCGUCGACUUCGUAUAUUAUUUUUCGUGCGAAAUUGACUUUUUUUUCGAGAAUUUUUUUUUUCUUUCUUUGGCGGUAGUUUCUUGAAACGAGACUUCAAUUUUUUGAAAAAAAAAAAAACAAAAAAACUUUGAACUUUAAUUUUUUCGAAUUGAUUUGUUUCAGUGUAAAACUCGAGUUCGAAUGCUGAUCCUUGAAUCGUUCACGUAUCGUCGCGUUCGCAGUGUGUCGCAUCCUUCGUCGUCGAUAAUCACAAAUUGCUAACUCUUUGUACCUUCUAUAAAUGUGCACAAACGGAGGCGCUGUACUACGUCCGGAAAUCCCAAAACUACCCAUAAUGGGUACAGAAUCAGUCAGCUCUUCGGCGGAAACCGGUUCGAUGCAGGUGACCACGAAUACCAUCCAACCCUUCGACCAAUACCGUCUGCAUUUAUACAACUACGCUCUCCAAGCCGAACGUCUCCGAUUCGUGCAGAACUACAGUCCGGUAGGCAAUCCGAUUUGUCCAACUUUUACACCAUAUGGUCCUCGAUGGGCAUUCCCCAUGUCCCUGUUCCAGAACAGGCUAACCACAGACGAACCUAAACCUCAACACAGCUACAUAGGUCUGAUCGCCAUGGCUAUCUUGAGUUCACCCGAAUCGAAACUCGUCCUGUCCGAUAUCUACCAAUACAUCUUGGACAACUACCCUUAUUUCCGUACCAGAGGGCCCGGUUGGCGUAACUCCAUCAGGCACAACUUAUCGUUAAACGACUGCUUCAUCAAAGCUGGCCGAAGUGCGAAUGGCAAAGGCCACUAUUGGGCUAUACAUCCGGCCAACAUCGAGGAUUUCAAGAAAGGCGACUUUCGCAGACGAAAAGCCCAAAGGAAAGUUCGCAAACACAUGGGCUUGGCUGUAGACGACGAUGGUAACGAUUCCCCCAGUCCACCCCCGAUCACACCCCCUCCUACGUUAUGGUCCAGCGCACCGAUCGUGUUUCCGACCUUUCCGACGAGUAUAUCGCGUAAACGACAAUUCGACGUCGCCUCUUUGCUAGCUCCGGAUGAAGAUUCCAGUAAAAAGAAACAGCAGCUUGUUCAUCACAAUCAUCAUCAUAAUCAUCACAACAACAACAACCAUCAACAGCACCACCAGCAUCAAUCAUCCAGCAGUGGAGAAGAAGACGAGACCACCGAUAUCGACGUAGUGACCAGUGUAUCGAAUGUUAUCCACGGGUUGACCGUAGAAGAUGCUACCACAACAUCUUCGAAUAAUUCGUUACCGAAUUCGCCCAUCGGUGCGAUAUCCCCCUGGUGUUAUCCGACUACCAUAUUGCAAUCAUCGUCGCCCGAACAUCAGCAACUAGUGGCUAAAUACUACGAGCACCUGAACCAAGCCAGAACCAUACAGCUUUACCAACAACUCCAAAUGCAGAGGAGGUUGUGCACCAAUGAGCCAGAUACUUCUCCUAGGAUCGAGGAAUUGGAUAAUAGCGGGUAGUACGCUCCUGUAUCGUAUUGGGCUGUGUUUGUACUCGUAUUUUUCACAAUCUGCAAAUUUGCAUACCUAUAUAGAUUUAUCAUCGAUUCCUCGUGAUUUACGUACCCAUACAGGUCUGUUGAGUCAUCUUACGUUUUAAUGAUUAUGUAUAACUCGUAUAAAAGGUGCUUUUAUCUAUUUUUAUUUUAUUUUUUUUGUAAUUAGUAGUUCAGUAAUGAUCUCUUAUCGUACCAUUACACAUACCGUAUUAUAGAAUCAUAAUUUUAUUUGUCCCGUCGUAUACAAUAUUGCUAAAAAAAAUGUCAACCUAAUGGCCACGAUGGCGAUUCAAUUCAAUCAGCAGCUUCAUUGCAAAUUCAAGAAUAACUUUUUUGGUGACCUUUCUCACAAUUUCGCUCAAAAUUCAUAAUUGUAUUCGUUGUUUGCCAUCUUUCAUAAAUUUCGAGGAAAAGAGAAAAAUAUAGGAGACAUGGAAGCCUCGAUGAGGCAUGCCAAAGAGGGGGGUGAGAAGACUAAAACAUUUGGGCAUCAAGUUGGGAAUUUUUGGGAAAAAUUGAGAAGAAAUUAUACAAGUCGGAAAAAUCGAAGAAUUGCCAAAAACCACGAGUUUUUAAUUUUUGAAUAAUAAACAAGAGGUUUCGCCCUCGCCAGAUCGUUUUCCUUUUCCUUUCACCGACCAAAAUUAGAGAGUAGAAAAAUGUAUUUCUCGCAUCAGAAACAACGCUGUUUCACUCAGAAAUCCCCCCCCCCAGGUCUCUCCAAUGCAUUCCAGUCAACUGCAGCGAAAAAGUUCCCAUCUCUGCUGAAAUCGUAUCAAAAAAUGCCCUAUUUUUUGCCGAAAAUUCGGUAAACAAUAAUUUUUAAUUUUUGUCGAAAUCGAUUGUUUUCGAACACGUGAAAAUUGUAUGUCCUGAAAAAAAGAAGAAUUAUGAAUUUUCGACAGAUUUUGCCCUCACCUCGCUGGGAUCCCAUUCGUAUUUUCAAAAAUAUUCUAAUUUACUGAAAACUGAAAAUGCUGAAGUCAUGAAAAUUGAAAACCAACUUUUUGCAUGAUUUUGUUAUUUACAGUGCCGAUUUACCCAUUAGUUCCAAUAGUUCCGGAACUAGGGCCCACGAAGGUUUAGGGGCCCAACGUAAAAGGAAAAAAUUAUUAUCAAUUGCAACGAAUGCUAAAAAAAUUGGUUUGAAAUGUGUUUGUUGGAUUGGUUCUUUUGAGGGGGGAGGGCACGAAAUUUUUAGAAUUAGGGGUUAGGGUAUAGGGCCCAGCAGGGGUUAGGAACUAGGGCCCACGAAACCCUUAAUGCGGCACUAUAUACACGUUUCGAAUUAUCAAUUUUUCACUUGCUAUCUCCCUUGCUUCGCUCGAAGUAGAUCGGUUUCCUCUUCUUUUCUCUAACCAAAGUUGUGGGGUUGAAAAAUUGACUUAUUCUCACAUCGGAAAUAAUGUUGCUUCAGGUUAAAAACAAAAGAAUAAAUUAUAUGAAAAAAAAAAAUUUUCAAAUGUUGAAGCCAUGAAAAUCAACUUUUUGUACCCUUUAUUUUAUUUUUCGAAUCAUCAAUUUUUUUCAAACAUUUUGCUCUCGCUUCGCUGGAGCAGAUUUGAAUUCUACUGUGAAAUGUUUCAAAAAUUUUCAAUACUUGACGAAAAAAGAUUCGAACAAAAUUAUAUAGAAAUUUAUACAUUCAAAGGCCAAAAAGCUAAAAAAAAAAAUCACAAAAAAUUUCAAAUUUCUUUAUUUUUGAUUUCAGUACCAAACUAUGCAAUAGAACAACCUAAAUUUUUUGCCAAGUACUCCUAUAAAAGCAUUGUUUUUGAACAUCUAAAAUUAUUCAUAGUUUUUGUUUUCAACUCCCCCUUCCAAAAAUUAUUCGAACCACAUCUGGACAAUUAGCAUGAAAAAUACAGGAGGAUGAGGGAGGUUGAGGUAAAAAGUUGGGAAAAUUUCAGUCCGCCCACCCCCCCCCCCCCCCAAGACCGACGACACAUCAGUUCGUCAAUGGUAGAUAAAACUUUAUCUUGCUUUCCAGAACAUAUCAAAAACCUUUAGGGUGGGUCUUGAAAAAAAAAUCAGGAAGAUUUUAGUCAAAUUCGAUGAAAACUAAAUAUCACUUUGAGCUGAUAUUCAUUCAAAAAAAAAAAAAAAGUCGGCUCUGGAGGUGUCCCUAAAGGAGAGAUUGGGGUCCACAAAGCGGGGUGUUUUUGAGAAAAUCGUAGUUUUUUUCACUCUAUAGCCCUUGCCCAACCUAUUUUGGAGAAAAUGGUGCAGUUCCAAAAGUAAGUAUUUGAGAUUUCAUGCCGGUCCCGGGUAUCAAACAAAAUGUGGAAACUAAAAAGAAGGACCUUGCAAGGACCUUUGGGAAGGACAUUUUCAAAAUUAAAAAUGUACUGAUACCCCCCCCCCUUCUACAAUUCAUUUUCACAAAAUUUCCUAAAAAAAAUCUUCAAAAAUCGAUAAGGUGACAUCUCAAAAAAGUGAAAUUUUACAGGAGAGUGAUUUUCUUUUUUUUUAAAACUUGAUUCAUUAUUUUUAUCAACUUAUAAUUUAUUGUGCGGAAUGAAUAGUCACCUCAUUUUAAAGAUCUGGUAUCCUACCUUCAUUUAGCAUAAGAACACUUUGAAAAAUAAAAUCUUAAAGAGGAAAUAUUUCAAUGUUUGGAAAACAUUUUGAGUUAGAACCUUUCAUUAAAGUUGAUGUGCAGGCGAAAGGAAGCGUCCAAAAAAAUUUCAUGUUAACAAAGUUGUAGAGAAUUAAAUUUUCAAUCGACAUAAUGUCGUUAGUUUUUUUCUAGAGUGCUUAGUUUUUGAGUUUUUCUCAAAAAACUAAAAUUUCAUUAUGUGCAAAUUCAUUUUUCUGAAAAGUGAUCAAUUUAAAAAAAAUUUUCCAUUUGGUACAAACCAAUAAAAAAUGCACUCCUUGUGACUAUUUCUAACUGACAAACAUUCAAAACAAUCAAAACUGUUUGUUAACACUUUGUAUGUACGAAAUUUGCUCAAAAAAGGUGGAGUUUUUUGAGAUGUCACCUUAUAACUCCAAACAACUUGCAAUGUUGUUGGGAUUUUGAGUUAGGCCAUUUGGGUUUUUUACAUCAUCUAGAUAAUGUACCCAAAUCAAAGUGUUAUUUUUGGUUGAGGGGGGUCAUACAAGCCCCAAAAGUGCAAAAACAACAAAAUCAAUUUUUUUUGAGAUGUCACCUUAUUACUCCCAAGGCGCGAUAUGUAGAUAAUUAUUUUGACGUUGAAAAAAUGAAAAAUUCUGAAAAAAUUGAGUUUUGCAUUUUUCGCUUGAUUUUGAUUAAAUGACAGAAUUAUUUGAAAAUUUGGAAAGUUCCUGACUUUUUUGAAAAGAAGUACCCAUAUAUAUAGGCAAAAAGACAAACUUUUCCUGACCUCCUAAAUCGGAAAGGCCGUUAUAAAUACCCUGUUUUGCCUCUUGAAAUACAAAUUUUUGAAAUUUUUUGCACCUUCGCUUCGCUAAGGCUUCUGUCUUUUUCCCCUCAAAUUGAGAUCGAAUUUUUAUAAAAAUCUAUUGGGUAAGGUGUUCAAAUUUAAAAAAAUGUUUGAACCCUUUUUGAGCUGAAAAAACAUUGUUUUUUUAUUUCUCGAAACUAACUCUUGCUCUCACUCCGCUCGGGCCUGUUUGCUUGUCAUUUUUAAAAACCCAUCAUUCAAAUACUAAAAAAGUGAACAAUUUUUUAAAAACAUCGUUUUCUCAUCUCUCAAAAUACGAAUUCUUCACCAGCUUUUGACUUCUCUUUGCUCGGGGUGGUCAAUUUUUAUCUCAUUUUCUAAACCUAUAAAAAAAAUUGCAUAAGAAUGUCUCGAAAACCUGUUUAAAAUCACUAAAAUUUGGCUGAAUUUCCAUAGAACAUGCUUUAAAUUAUGACUUAAAAACCCGAAUAAAUGGAUUCAAAUCACGGAAAAUCACCAAAAAUUCAUAAAAUUGCUACGAAACAGUUAGCAAAAAAUACACCUAAAAGCGUUAAAAGUGCAGAACAGUCGUGAAAAAACUCUUUAAAAAAAUUAAAAUUUCCGAAAAUUAUCAAAUUGUAAUGAAAUUAUAGUAAAAUUGUGCUAAAAUGCGUGAAAUAUGGGUCUAGGCCAUUUCCAUCGAAAUCCAAGACCACUUUUGUGGCUCUACUGAGUGGUUGAAAAUUUGGCAAAUGUCUUAUUUCGGGGUAAAUAAAAUUCGUUUUUUGAAUUUUUUUCUCAAAUUGUAUUUCACAUCAUUUAUGUUAAUCAUUUCUGAAUCUGGGAAAAUAUUUUCGUCUUUCGUAUUUAUCGUCAAUUUCAAAAAACUGAAAACAUUUCACAAGUUUCUGUGUAUUUUUCUCUAUUUUUUUUUUGAAAUUGGCUAUAAUUUUUGAAAUAUUGACACCAUUGUGUUCAAAAAUAUUCUCUCAAUUUCAGAAAAUGAUAUCUUUCGAUGUUUUAGUACAUAUAAUUAACGAAUGAAAAAAUUUUCAAGACACAAAUUUUCUCAAAAAGAAGCAAUUCGUAAAUUUUCAAUCGCUCAGAAUUUUGACGACAAUAGCUUAGGUCGACGCAGAAUCUUGAAUACCAUCUUCUGAAACUGGACCAAUUUUUCCAGAACAGAUUAUGAAGGUGCAAGAGGCAAAAAACCACGAUUUUUGUCCGAAAAUGCCCCCUCUUGAGGACCCAUAUUUUUUUCCUGGAGUAGAUACCUCCUGUGCUAAAAAAUAUUUCCAGGUGAUUUUUCAACUCAAAAUGAAGGAGUUCAAUGAAUUUGGUCAAAAUCAAACUACAUUUUUUUUCACCAUCUCUCGCGUUUUUCUGUCAUAAAAAUGUUUUAACCUGGGGAAAUAAAAUUAUAACAAGGGCAAGAACAAAUAAAACAUCAAUUUUAAAAUUUCGGAAAAAAGUAUCACAAAUUCUCAUUAAUUUUAAAAAAAAAAAAUCAAGAAAACUAAUUGAAAUUAGGCUUUGGGAUGAUUCGAAUUAUUCGGAUCAAACAUGUCGUGAUUCAAAUCAUCAUAUUUUGAAGCUGUGAUUCCUGAUUCAUCAUAAUAUGCGUAAAGUAACAACAUCAUGAGCCAUGAAUCAGAAUCACGUUCUCGAGCUACUCACUCUCUCGAUGAAAUAUGUCACAAUGUCUAUUGGAUUUUGCGAAAUUUUGAUCGAACUUUAAGAAUGACGUUUCAACCAACUGUUGCCCAGUUCGUCUCAAUUUUAGGCAAUUUUCAGUUAUUUUUAUGCACACUGCACAGCUACAGGUUUCAUAAUGUAUUUAAUGCCAUUUUCUCCAAACUUUAUUCAACAUUGAUGACGUUGGAUCAAUUUUAUGGGCGAUGCAAUAUGUUUCAUAAUCCAGGCGAUUUUUACAAAACUCAGCUCAAAAUCCGAGAUAUUUCAUCAAUCUCUAGUCAUUUUCUCCCCAGCAUAAUUUUACGAGUUUUUCUAAAUUACGACCAAUGUUUUUAGUUUUUGAUAAUUUUUACCUUUGAUUUUCAAUACUUCUUUUUUACAGCAUUAUCGCGUAAUCUGUUAACACGUUUUCAUCACAAACUUUGAUCAAUUUUGACAAAUUUCCCUGAAAAUUUUACUAGUUUUUGGCAAUAUUGGAUGAUUUCAACUUUUUUUAUUUUUUAGGUGUUUUCCUAACAUUAGACAGGAUUUUUAAGCAUGUUUGAUACAGUUUCUACUAAAUUUUGAUGAAUUUUGCGUUUAUUUUUUCAAAAUAUUGGGAUGUUUCAAUUAUGAUCUUUGCGCUUUUUACGGCUGUCAUUUUUAAUGAAAUUUCAACAAUACCUUGUGCAAUUUUCACUAUAUAAAUUUCACCGAAUUUUGCCAGAACUUCGUUUGAUCUUCGCCAAAUUUUAUUCAAUUUUUUUUUUCAAUUUAUAUUUCAUUUUUCUAAUAUAAUUUUUUUUUCAACGCGGAUAACACAGUUUGCCGAAAAUAUUUAAAAUGAAACAAAAAAUGGACAUAGCCUUGCAUAUUUUAAAUAAGAAAAAUCUUGAGCAGAUCGUUCGAUAAUUUGAGGAAAAACGAAGAAAAGACAAAAAGAAAAAAAUUAAAUUAAAAGUAAAAAAAGUGAAUGAGAUUUCAAAAAUGCGCUCAACAAUUCAUUCAAUACUUAUAGUUAUACUGAUCGAUACCUAAAAAAUAUAUUUCACACAUACACGAAUAUCACAAUUUCAUUUAAAAUUUUCAGUUUCUAUGAGCAUAAGGCUAUCGAACUUUUCCCUCAAUUUCUCCCAAGUGCAACCUCUAAACAAAAAAUAUAAAUCGAAAAUGCCAUCUUGGGAUGUCCUCAAUUUUCAAAAAAAUCGCCAUUAAUUCUCCAAAAAUGAGCUCAAUUUUAAAUGAAAAUACAUAUUUAAUUUUUAAAAAAUAGACCCUUAAUCAAAUUAUUCCUAAAUCUAAAAAUCUAUCAACAUCUAACUAACAUCAACCUCAUAAAAUAGGUACCUCUACCUACGUAAACAACGAAUAAAAAGCUAGUUCGCCAUUUUUUCCCAGUAUUUAUCGGCGGUAUCCCACACUAAUAAAAUACAUAUUAUCGAUGCCAUUUUGAAUACGUAAUAAAUUAGUCGAAUUUAACGCAGUACGGUACUCGUUAUCGCGACACUUUAUCGAAUAAAUUACUCGUACAUUUGACCUGCCCUUUCGUGUGUUUUUCGAAAAAAUAUUACCUACCAAUACCUUUUAACUUAACGCGUGUGAAUAUUGAAUAACCAUUACCUACAUUAGGCUAUACCUACAUAAUAUAGAGAGAAUUCGUGCCAUAUACCAUGUUUUUUUUUCAAUUUUCUCCUACUCAUUAUAUUUUUAAGAUUUAUUACCUGUCUCGUUUGACUUAAAAAAAAAAAAAUAUUGUAUUAUUUAAAUAAUGCGCUGCGCUACCUAUGUAUUUAUGUAUUGUGUAAUUUUCUUGUGUAUUUAUACGAACGAAUGAAAGAAAAAAAAAUCGACUUGUAUAAAUUGUGUACAUUGUUAAUCAUUCUUAUAUUGUUUUUUUCUUAUUUAUUCAUUUUUUUUUUUUUUUGAAGUGAAAGGAAAAUUUUCCGAUUGUAUAUUUUUUAAAUGAAUUAAAAAAGUUGAAGUUGAACUGUUCGUUUUAUUCUGAAUAUUUAUUCAUUCCAACCGCAAAAUUUUUCCAAAUGAUUAUCAUGUUCAAGUAUAGAAACUUGUGUUUGAAAUAUGGCUCGGGUAAAAUGAACCAAGUGGCAGUAAAAAUUUAACAAUUUUUUUCGAUACCUACCUGAUGAUA
This is a messenger RNA of Planococcus citri (citrus mealybug), 9670 nucleotides long. It is a transcript of the gene fd102C, whose product is annotated as forkhead domain 102C. NCBI's taxonomy places the organism in Eukaryota, Metazoa, Arthropoda, Insecta, Hemiptera, Pseudococcidae. The transcript has 2 exons. The coding region runs from base 1242 to 2438 and encodes 398 amino acids. The record is from RefSeq and is a predicted model, not a curated record. Gene Ontology annotation, biological process: anatomical structure morphogenesis; cell differentiation; regulation of transcription by RNA polymerase II. Gene Ontology annotation, molecular function: DNA-binding transcription factor activity, RNA polymerase II-specific; RNA polymerase II cis-regulatory region sequence-specific DNA binding.